GCGGCGGAAGGGCCGGGAGGGCUGCGCCCCGGGCGGCGGCAGAGAGGAUCGCGGGGCCGGGGAGGGGCGCGGGCCGCCCCCUCCCCCGCUGCGGAGCCCCUUCGUGCACCAGCUGCGCUUCAGCGCCCUGCAGAAAGCCAAGAUUGCCUUCAUGACGCUGACACUGUUCCCCAUCCGGCUGUUCUUUGCGGCCUUCAUGAUGUUGCUGGCCUGGCCCUUUGCCUUCAUUGCAUCCAUGGGACCCGCGGAGAAAGUGCUGGAAAAGCCCCUCCCCUGGUGGCGAAAGGUCAUCAACGUCUUGCUGAAGGCAAUCAUGAGAAUAAUGUGGCUCGCUGGUGGGUUCCACUGGAUAAACGUCAAGGGCAAGCAGGCGUUGCCCACCGAAGCCGCGAUUUUGACUCUGGCGCCACAUUCCUCCUACUUCGACGCCAUACCGGUAACCAUGACCAUGGCUUCCAUCGUGAUGAAAGCAGAAAGCAAAGAUAUUCCUAUCUGGGGAACUCUAAUCAAAUACAUUCGACCCGUGUUUGUAUCUCGAUCAGAUCAGGAUUCCCGGAGAAAAACGGUUGAGGAGAUCAAACGACGUGCUCAGUCCAAGGGCAAAUGGCCACAGAUAAUGAUAUUCCCAGAAGGAACCUGCACUAAUCGAUCCUGUCUAAUUACCUUCAAGCCUGGAGCUUUUAUCCCCGGAGUGCCUGUCCAGCCGGUGAUUUUACGAUACCCAAACAAACUGGAUACAAUUACGUGGACUUGGCAAGGACCAGGAGCGUUGAAAAUUCUGUGGCUUACUUUAUGUCAGUUCCAUAAUUAUGUGGAAAUUGAGUUCCUGCCUGUAUACGUUCCUUCUGAUGAGGAAAGGAAGAACCCAUCUUUGUAUGCGAGGAACGUGAGACAUGUGAUGGCAAAGGCGUUGGGCGUCUCAGUGACAGACUAUACUUUUGAAGACUGCCAACUGGCUCUAGCGGAAGGACAACUCCGCCUGCCUUCAAACACCUGUCUCUUAGAAUUUGCAAAACUUGUAAGAAGUCUUGGAUUAAAGCCAGAGAGGCUUGAAAAAGAAAUCGAUGCAUAUUCAAGCAGCGCUAAGAGAAAGAAAGGCAAAAAGGUCAACGUCAGGGAGUUUGCUGAAUUCUUGGAAGUCCCCGUCUCUGACACAUUAGAAAGUAUGUUUGCACUUUUUGAUGAGAAGGAAGAGGGUCUGAUUGACUUACGAGAAUACGUGACCGCUUUCUCAGUCGUGUGCAGGCCAUCCCAGACUUUGCAAACAAUACAGCUGGCAUUUCAGAUGUAUCAGUCGGAAUCUGGCACUCUAACAGAAGAAGAUUUAGCUUGCAUUCUAAAGACCGCCAUGGGUGUUUCAGAUCUUAACGUCUCGAACCUUUUCAGAGCUAUAGAUGACAAGGAAAGAGGAAGAAUUUCCUAUGAUGAUCUCCACAGAUUCGCUGAAGCACAUCCAGACUUUGCUGAGGAGUAUUUGUAUCCUGACCAAAUGGAAACUCUCGCUCCCAACGGCUUCUGUACAGACUUCAGUCCAGAAAUCAGUGAAGACAGGAACAAUUGCCUACAGAAGAAGCUGGACUAAUAGCAACCAUUCUGCCGUCCCCUGGUGAGGAAGGAAUGUCCUGACAUGGCCUCUGGGUGACCACAGAGCUAUAAAACCGGAAAGGUGUGAGGGCUGUGAGAGGAGUCGUGUGUUGGCGCGUGUGUAGACCUGAGAGAAAGAGUGUGUGAGAAGAUCUCGCUGCAUGAAUGACCAUCUCCAGGCUUCGUUCUGGGAAAGCCUUGUUUUCCCAUCAGCCUCUUGGAAAAUUUCGAAUGUGAAUGAACUUUCUUUUGUGUACUUAUAAAGAAGAUGCUUGCCUAUUUAUAUCCCAUUGUUUAGUUUCAUGUACAAAGGUGUCCUACAAGUGUGCAUGUGUAAAAAAAAAUACUGUAGCUCCUUAUGGUGUCAAGUGGACUUUUAGUGUUAUCCCGAUUUAGGGAAUUUUUGAGGGAUUAAGUUCUGAUUUCCUUUUGCACAGGAAGAUGGGUCUGUUCAGUACUGGCCCUUGUCCUCAGUGUUCUGAGCAAAACAUGCUCAAUUUGGCCCUCUUGUUUCCACUUCAGUGAAUAGAUAAUGAAAAAUAUGCAAAAAACCCCAUUUAAACUAAGAAAUGGUUUUGCUUAUUUUUCCUUGCAACGUUACCUUUUUGUCUUUCAGUCUAUGGUAACAUCAAAAAAGGGAAGGAGAAUUAUUCUUCCCAAGAUUGUGUGCAUUCUGUAAGCCAAAUUCUAUAAUUAGGAAAAGUUGGAUUCGAAAGUCUGUUUAAACCAUACAAACUCGUACACAAAAGCUCCACAUUCUGCAUAGUCCCGCUUUUGUUGAACAUGGACAAGGGCAAAACAAACCAACCAAGCCACUCUGCACCUGAAAACUGGUCACUUGGAUUGCUAUCCCCUGUCCCCAAAAUAGCCCCUUGGAUUUUAUUGCCCAUGUGCUUUUGAGCUUACCUUCACCAUCUUAUCAUGGAGAAAUAGGCAUUUUUAAAAACGAAGGUUCACUUUCUCAGGAUGAUGAAUUGUGUGCUAAAAUCUAACUCGUGAACUCAAAGAUCCCAGAAAGCACACAGCCUUGGAUAUUCCCUGGUCUUUUCUGUUAUACUUCAAGUUGGAGAGGAUUAUUGAACAAGACGUAUUUUAAAACCAGCCUCAGCAGAGAUGGCUUUUUUGCACAGAAGUAGACUGAGCAGGCAUAAAAUAAACGUUUGCUAACAUCCGCACUCCCUCCAAACAGCCCCAAAGGUCCCAGGUUGUAGCAGUACGGACUUUCAGAAAGAACUCCCAACCAUCUCCAGCCGUUCUCCGCCACCCUCUGCGUUGGUCACUGCUUUUCACUGCAAGACACUGGUCGGGUUCGCACAGAUCGCUAAGCCAGGAUUUGGCAUUCAGUGUGCUUGUUCCAGUGAACCCAAGCAGAGCCUCUGGGCUUGCACACCUCUCCCACUGUCCAAUAUGACCUCGCAUUUUACUCUGGAAAUUGCACUGUGUCAUCAAAUGGCUAUUCUGCCUUUCCUCAGUGCUUUUGGUCACUCACAAAAUCCAGGGUUUGUUUCUGAAAGGAGCAACACAGGAGCGUAGAUUUCCUCCUCGUGUCCUCAAAGCCACUCUUCAUUUUUCAGAAAUGUCAUUGUGAAAAUUCCAGCGAUAUUUCAGGAUGCUGAGCCCUCAGGGCACACCUCUUAAUUUCAUCACAACUUUCCAGUAGACGCCACUUAAGAGUAGAGUUUAUAAAACUUUUUUUUUUUUAUUGUGCUAGCAUAAAGAAGAAUUUUAGUAGAAAUUUAUGACAGACUUAAGGUGCAACCCUAUACAAGCUUGGGCAGAAAAAGGCCUACUGCUCUUUGGGCUUUUUUCUGUCCAAAUUUGCAUAGGAUGGCACUCUUAAGCCAUUAAUGCACUGUUAAAAGGUGUGUGUUUACAUGCACGGUUACACCUAGAGUUAUCUCUAUGUCUGUGUUAAUGCCUACAAAUAGGAGUAGGAGUAAAAUGGACAUACCAAACCAGCUGUACUCCCACUCAAGUGUGGAAAGUUUAUGGCAAAAGCUUACAGGGGAAGAGUGAUUUAGGAUACUUCCAAAUUAAGUUUCUACUGUUCUGCCUCCUUCACAAAAUCUUAUUGCAUGAGGAUGGGGUUCAGAGAUCAUCUCUAAUUUCUAACCCUCCCAGGUUUUCCCAUCACAGCUUCCAUCUUUUUUUCCCUUACUAGGAAAUGAUUUAUGGAAAAAAAGACAGCAUAGCUGUAACCCUUUUAACUGGGAGCACCAGGAAUUCUCCUUCGGCAAUCCCCUUCACCCCCUCCUCUGCCUGUGUGUCUUCCAUUUCUUUUAGACCCUGUGAUUCCCCUUGGGGCCAUUCUCCUCUAGUGGUUCCAAAGCAGACACUCUCCCGGGGGUGACUACCCCUAAUGCGUGUCUCACCUCAAAGCUCAGUACCAUGAGGACUAGAAACAUUCUUUUCUUAUUGUUUUUAUGAUGAACUUCAACUGAAAGAUAGAUCAGGCCGCUGGUUUAUUUACAUGCCUGCUCUGAGCAGAAACUAACGGUGGAACCCAAUUAGCUCUACACCCCCCAUUAGUUAGUCUUUGCUGACAACACAUUUCCGGCUUCCCACGUCCGCUUGGAUCCCCUCAUAUCUGCUUUGGAGCAGUUUUUGGGAAGUUUUGAAGGAGGGGAGAAGGGAAGAGAGUUAUUUUCACACCACCCUGCUUGUAGGAAUUGGCUUCCACUCUAAGAUAUCCUGUACAUUGCAUGCUUUCUCUCUCUCUGUAAAGGCUCCCCCGAAACAUGCAUUCGUGCACGUAGUCCUGUUGAAGUAGGUGGGGUGAUGGUAUUCACAACUGGGACCAAAGAACCAAGAACAUUUUUUGUUAAAAAGUGUUGUUAUGAUCACUACAGUCCUUCUACUGUCAGUGGGAGCAGCUUUUUAUACAUUUCAACUUGUUUGUGGGAUAAUGACUAUAUUAUAGAGUCCUACUUUAUCACAGCAUUUUUAUACCUCUCAUGAUCAUUUAAAAUAAUUUUAUUGUAGGGUUUUUCCAUAGCUUCCGAAAGCAUAUAGGCUUUUAUAUACAAUAACAGGAUUGGAACUGUUGUGCUAUCAAAUUCACUGGUUUGCUGUUGAUUCUGUUUUGAAGAAUUGCCGCGUCUCUUCGGUAUUUAGGUUUUGCAAGGCAUGUGGAGAAAUAAGUGCCGUAAAAAAAGAAAACAAAAAUUUGAAAACAAACAAACAACACACGUACCCCAGAAAUCCCCUGUAAUGCUCAUCAUGGGAUUCUCACAGGUGAAUUCCAUGCAAAAUCCCAAUUGUGUAAAGUAUCUCAUCUUUUAAAAUCAUUUGGCCAAGAUGGGAUUAGAAAACGGCAGGGGAAGGCCGUUCCAAGGAAGCUUCCUCGCUCCGGCAUAAUGCUUAUCCUCCCACCUGACCCAAUUUGCCAAAUUUAGACAUACAGUAAGCUUCAAGAUCGCAAGGAUAACAAUUUGCAUAGAUUAAUCCUAGCAUGAGUGCAGCUAAUGCGAACUGAUGCUAUUUAGACGUGUGGUUCCUCACCCCACUGCAGGCACAUAAAACUCAGUGGGCGGUUUUAGUCACAGGAAAGUUGCUGAGCCUAAAGCAGAAGGCUGCCCCUUCCAUUUCUGGUUUUGGCGCCAACCGUCACAACCGUGGAGAGCAUCACUUAUUCCCAAUCCUGUAUCCAAGAGCGAAUUCAUUUGCGAACCUCUGGUCUGUAUAUAUCCAAAAGGGCACCCAUCCAUGCACACGGGGGAAUCCACAGGUCCUGGACUGAAGCACAGGGCGAGUGGGGACAGAAAACCAGAGGGGAGCAAUGGUGUGUCUUGCAACUGGACGUGUGUGGCUGGCCCUUUGGAUUGGACCCCUUGACCCCACAGCGUUCUGUUGCAGGGCCCACUAACACUUGAAUUUGGCAAAGCUGCUACUGGUGCUUCUUCUCCCAAGGAACCGUGUUGAGAACCACUCCCUCUAUAAAAGGCUCUACAGUGAAAUGAGAAAGACCUCCAUCUUCUGCUUCGGAGUCCAUUGUCCCCAUCUCCUGGUUCAUUUGCCGUGUUAGCCUGGUGGGGCUAGGCGAAUCCUUAAUUUCUAAAAACCGUUAAUGAGUCAGAAGGGUCCAGCAGAAGGUGUUGUGUGGGAGAGCUUUGAGAAAGGAACCCCCAGUAAAGAGGCAUAUGAGGUUGAGCUAAACAUUCAGUGGAUUUCUUUUAGAGACUCGAGAGAGGCAGGUUAUAGUAGGAAAAGUAACUGGACAGAGCAGGGCCAUGAAGGAAACAUGCGAGAUGGGAACUUACUCUGGUUUCUUUGCUUCCUCAGUGACCCUUAGGGGGAAAAGGGCCACCUUCAGCCAGUCAGGGCUACAUCCUCUUUCGCCUGCCCUCCAAUUGCUAUGAAAGAAGACAGGGUCUCCCUUCCGGCAAAUGUUUUCAAAGGCCAGUCAUCCAAGCCUACCCGAUCACUUUGAUACAGUAAUUAACCACUUCUCUUUUCAUUUCUCCAGCUUUCCUGCUGGUUUGCUUCCAUUCUUCAGUAAUCCAGUGGUUAUGGUGUUGCACUUUAAAAACGAACGCAUCAAGGUUUAAGCUUGCCUGUGAGCCACACAGUUCUGACCGAAAAGGCCUGUGAGCAUCAUCACUAGCGGGAGACAUUCUUCUGAUUACCUCUUUUAUUAUGCCUGAGUUUUAGAAACAGCUUUGAAGACUCGCUGCCUGAUACACUUUGGCUCAGUUUGAUAAAUUUGGCUCGAAAUACUUCAUGCCGAGUCUCAUAGUUGUAUAAGAAGGCUUGGUUCUCAGGGCACAUUGAGUAUCUGUCUCCUUACAUCUGUCUCACUAUAUGGCUCCACCCAUCCAUCACAUGUUUAUUUCUGGAAUCCGUCUGCUGACUAGGGAUGAUUCCUCUAUGUCUCCUGCAGUUAACCUAGCCUUGCAGACAGAGCUGGAAAGUUAGUAGCCCACAGAAUUGCUCGUCACAUAAACCUGUGCUAGUCAUCCAUGGACUAAAAAUAAACAUUUUAGUUUCUUUCUUUCCUGAAAUUAACUCUUUAACAACUAUUGACAUGAUGGGGCUAUGAAAAACUCUGCCCCCUCAUCUCUUGGAUUUCAGUGUCUCUGGAAACUUGCAAAUGACCGUGAGCAGCAAAUGCUGGUAGUCUUGUCCUGGUUGCUCUGUACUGUGAAUUAAACCUUAACCGGACUCUCAGAAUGACAGAAUUUAAGAACAGAGCAUAGUACGGCCCUUAGAACCAAAUCCCUUUGGUUUGUUGGCUUUAAAACCAAACCUUUUACCUUGGAUUAGGUAAUCAUAAUGGGCAGAGUUCUGUCCUGUUUGAAGAGCUGGCAUUGUUCAAGAAGGUACUUGUUCACCAGGAGAUGGCACUUGUACAUUAUAAUCCCACCACUGGGGCACCCUUCAUGGCUACCACUGGCCGCGAUGGCCAGCUCCAGAAGAAAAGGAGAUCUGCAUUUGCAGCAUCCAGAAGCGAGCUGUGAGAUUUGGCCACCAAGUCAGUUGUUAAAUUGGCCUUAGAUGCUCGUAAGAAUUGUUGUGGCCUUCUGUGUCACUACACAGCCCUUCCUGCAUACGGAAGACUUUGGCAGUAAGUUAAAGCUUGGAUAUCUCUAAAGAGUUUGCAUUCUCAAGAAAAUCAAGCUAACAGCUAACACACACAUAAGCUCCCAAAGCUACCUUCCUUUCUCAGAGUAAUUUCUCUUUAGUUUUAUUACAUCCGUUACUAACGCCAAUGCUUCUAGGGCCUGCCAUUCCUUCAAGGGAGAGCUCUGACAUCAAAACAAAGACCUGUCCAGGAUGGCAUAACAUUCUGAGAAGUUUCUUGAGAGACAAAAUAAUCACAGGUCUUCUGACAAAGAGACAAAUUACUGAAAUGAUGUUUGUAUUUGGUCUGAAACAGCUUGGUGUUUCUAUAUAGUGAUACAAAAGGUAUCAGAGAUACCGUUAUAAUAAGGUAUAAUAGCACAUCUUACUGUUAUUUCAUGAAACUGCAUUACUUUACAUCACAAAAUAUACAUCAGAAUUGAUUUCAGAUUCCAGUAUGUGUUUCUUCCCUCUUCAAGCCUUUCGGCUAAGAACAUUAGCAAAACAAUUGAAGUAAACAAGAGGAAGAAAGAUGAUCUUGCCAGACAGAAGGAUGGACAGGGCAAUUCUAGGCCCCUAAACAGCAUCGGAGGGGCUACAGGAUAUUAUGAAUUCCCCAGUCUGAAGUUGGAGACCGCGCUCCACUCUUGGCAUGGGGAAUCAGAGUUUUUAUCUCCCGCCCCUUGCAACCGGCAUAAAAGGAAGCACACCGUCUGUGUCUGUGGUCAGGAAAAUGGAGUGUUUUGGCAGGUAGGCAUGUGAGAAGACUCAAGAAGCCUUUCCAGGCUCAUUCCCUCGUCCUCCAAAAUACUCCACCAAAAUGGGCAAAAAAGCCUGUCUGGCCAAAAAUGGAGAUUGUGUCUGCUGCUCUUCCCACUCUGCAAAGGGAAACCUCCAAGAUCCGCAGCUCAUAUCCCUUAAAAUAGGAAUGCGCUCUAAAUCUUUCAGUGCUCCUGUCUUCCUGCUGCUUCUUUUGAUGCCUUCUGUUUAAGACUGCGAGCAUCCAGAUAAAGUGCCGCCGUGGCAGUUCACAGCAGCAAAUGUUACAAUCUCAGGGUACGAUGGCCUAAUCCUAAAAGUCCAACGCCAGGCUAGGAUGACGUUCAGAAUAUGAACUGGACUUGGGCUAUUUGAUUUUGGGGCUGAACUGUCCAUUGUUGGCAUUGGUUUCUCUGAUAUUUUCUCGUCCUUGCCAUACACAUUGCAGAGAAUGAAUUCAAAGUCAACUCUUCGGGAAAUGAAGACAUCGGCUCUCCCCUUUUUAUGACAAACAAAGCAAGUUAAAAACUCAAAGGAAAGUCUUAUAGCACCCUGUCCAUACGCUACAAAUCUUUCAUUUAUCACUUUGUUUACAUUUCUUCUUGCACUUGUCGACAUCGGAAGUUACUUUCUCUUCAGGGACCUACGGUCUUGAUGUGCAUUAUUACUUCUGCUGCCCGAAUUACCAUUCGUACUUGAUCUUGCCAUGCGAGCCAUCGUCUCCAUGAGAAACGAUAACAUAACAUGUCAUAUUAAUUCACACUCCCAUGGGACCGCUCAUGCAACCCUCCCAACAGAUCCUCUUGAAAAUACUUUGCAAGAUAGAAUAUUUCCAAGGAAAUACUAUGGUACGUGCGUCAAGGGUUUUGCUAACUAAGCCCUCCUUCCCACCACACUGCAGAAACGGAGGCAUUUUAACACGGCAUUCCCAGAGUUUCUCAACACUGUUACAGCUAACACAGUAAUGUUCCAGGGGGCUGAGGGCCAGGUCUCUAAUCAUCCACUCCUGAGCAAAACUGUGACUAUCACUAGUGCUUUUGAUGUCAACAGGAUACAAUGACUUCUGGACUCUCUCGAAUAUUUGACUCUAACGCCCCACUGGAGCAAGAGGCCCAAGAGUGAGUUAAUCCUGGAACCCACCAUUACAGUUUGUAAGGCAGAUGUAGGAACGGUUCUCUGGAAAUCGCUUUCCCAUACUUAAGUUUUUUAUUCCACACCUUGCAGCUAGCUCCUUUGUAGUAGGCAUGUAUUUUCAAUGUUACUGUUGCUGGAAAUAAAAUAUGGGGCUAAUAUUUUCUUUGUUUCUAAGCACAUAAAAGUUCAGGAAGUCAAGUCUUCUUUAGAGCUGGCCAGAAUCCAAUUCACCGCUAAUUUGUUCCUUAUACAUUCAGUGGGGCUUUGGACUUGUUUUUAAAAUGGUGGUGUUUGCCUACCCCAUGCUAUCAUGCAAAUUUUCUUUCAAAAUUUAGAAGUGUUUGAGAAUUAUGCACAAGUUUCCUCUUGUGCAUAACGAGGAAAAAUAAAUUUUAUAGGAAAUGCUUCUGUCCUGGAAUGCAUUUAAAAUAGCUCUUUGGAACCCAGCCCUUAUUUCCUAUUUCUAAAUGCAACUAAGAUAGAAAAAAGACCAAAAUUUUCCUGCUGACAAUAUUCCAGAAUCAGAAGAUAUCCGGAUUUACAAGUUAUUUAAAGUCUUUAACUUGUAAAAGGGAACCAAAAUGCUUAUUUUAACACAUAUCAAAUCUGUGAAAUAACUAUUCCUGAAGAUAAAAUAACUAAAGUAACUAAAAAUCUUGAAUGCUUUUUAAUGUCUCUAUUUUUCCACAUAUCUUGCCUCAUACUGUGAAAAUCAAUCUGGAUACUUCUUAGAGAGCAGUUGUAUAAUAACCCAGCAAUAUGCUUAAUUUUCCUAAUACAAAAAAAAGGAAAACAAAAUAUUCUUACAGAGCUGGGAUUUCACAAGCAAGCAGAUUGUAGUAGUUAGUGAAAUGUUUUUGUGUUCUGUUUACAUUAAGAGUACCUUUUUCUAUGGUUACCUUUAGGGGAGUAAAGGCCUCUUAAAGUGAUAAUUGUUAUACAUUAGAACUUUAAUAUCCGAGUAACUCUUCUUAAACAAGUUCUGAAGUUUAUAGUUUAAGGAUCAAGGAACAUGUGUGGUCUUCACAUCUUCUAGCUUUGUAUGAAGUACUUUAUAAUUUGUAAAGUUACAGCGGUUUACUGAAACUUCCUCCAAGAUUGCUGCAGGACUGUUUUCUAUAUCUUUUUCUAACUGUUGAUAGCUCCAAAAGCAUUAUAGGCAGAUGUUUAUUUUCAAGGGGGCAGCAAAACAUUGGACCAUUAAUUUAAAAUAUUCUAUGCCUUUAAAAUUAUGACAAGAAGAUCAAAAUUGCGGCUUCUUUAUAUAUAUUGUCUAGCAUUACUACAUUUCUAGGCUUUUAAAAAUAAAUUUGACGUGAAAUCACUGCUCUUUGACUUAAACAGUCACUUUAGAGACUGCUUUGCUACGACUGAACCCAAUGAGAAUCACUGCCUAAAGACAGAAUAUUUCUGCAAGCCUUUGCCCACUUACCUAGGGGUAAGCCCCAUUGAACUCAAUGAAACUUACCUCUGAGUAAUAUAUAGGAUCAUGCUAUAAAUCUCUGCUUGGACCAAUAGCCUUGCGGAUACGACAAUACUUCUUUCCUCACUGUGCCACCCAAGGAGGGAAUUAACGGGUCAGACUUUACCCGUGCUAAACAUUCCAUGACAAUCAGUGCUCCUGAAUCAAGUCCUUCUGUAAAGAGGAAAAAAACUUGGGACAGUUUUUCAAUGCUGUAUCUUUGCAUUCUGUUACACAUGAUAUAUUGUACUGAUUAAGCUUAAGGAUUCUGGAAUCACCGUUUCUGAUUUUCCACAGGGUUUCUCUUGUGUAAAUGUACAUAGGUUUUUGUUUUGUUGUUGUUUUUUCAUUAUAAAAGAACUAAUGUUAACUAUAAUCCAAGCAGGUGCAUCCAUCAGGUAGAACAUGGACCUGAAGCUGAGCCCCGGACAUGCUACACAGGCAAAUAAGUAUAUUGGAUGCUCUGAUAGCAUGUUGGCAUUCUACUCCCCUUCCAAAAGUGCUGGUUAUAGUUCAGUGCUAUUUCAUUGUCUUUACUGAAAUAAUCUUUCAAAGAAUGUUACCUUUUUGUACAUCGUCUCAAGUUUAUACAGUCUGACUGUAUCUGGUAUCAGUACUAUCCACUAAUUUCCUAAUGGAAAUACCUCACUUUGAGCAAUCUCUUUUGUAAUUGUCAGGUGAGUGAAAUUCUUGUCUGUUACUGAUUGUAAAGUGCUAUGAACUGAACCAAGCCAAGGAACAAAAGAACAAUCGGAUUUAUGGUUUACCAUUACAAGACAUGCUGAUUUCCUUAAAAUAAAUCUGGUGUUUGUUUAUAAAAAUUA
Messenger RNA from Varanus komodoensis (Komodo dragon), 11322 nucleotides. It is a transcript of the gene LPCAT1, whose product is annotated as lysophosphatidylcholine acyltransferase 1. Bases 152 to 1582 code for a protein of 476 amino acids. NCBI's taxonomy places the organism in Eukaryota, Metazoa, Chordata, Lepidosauria, Squamata, Varanidae. The record is from RefSeq and is a predicted model, not a curated record. The transcript is spliced from 14 exons. Gene Ontology annotation, molecular function: calcium ion binding.